AUGGACCUCCAGUGGAAACCAACCAUGUUCCAUCUCACGUUCCUGGCACUUAUCCUGGGAAGCAGCGUGUUGGACUCUACCCAGGGUAUGGACUUGCAUCGACUCAAUAAAAGAUGUCACUUCCAAAGAGACACGAAGUUUCCAUCAGUGAUCUCCGUCACCUUGAACGUCACUGGACAAUCUCAGCCUCAUGGACCCAACGUGGCGAAGCGUUCCCUCUCUCCUUGGGACUACAGCUAUGAUGUCGAUAACAACAGAUACCCUCCGGUCAUUCCGGUGGCAAAAUGCCGCCACAGCAGUUGCGUGAACUCAGAUGGUGACUUAGACAACAGCGGGAAUUCCGUCCCAAUCAAGCAGGAGAUGCUUGUCCUUCACCGCGAGAUGAAGGACUGCAAAGCGAUCUUCAGGAUGGAGAAGAAGAUGAUCACCGUGGGCUGCACCUGCGUCCGUCCCAUCAUCCAACAUCUAGUAUAACCCGUCCGGUUUUUACUUUGAACAGAAGAUAUAGCAGUAAUGGGA
Spea bombifrons (plains spadefoot toad) is the source of this 519-nucleotide messenger RNA. Its product is annotated as interleukin-17A-like. The record is from RefSeq and is a predicted model, not a curated record. NCBI's taxonomy places the organism in Eukaryota, Metazoa, Chordata, Amphibia, Anura, Pelobatidae. The transcript has 3 exons. The coding region runs from base 1 to 474 and encodes 157 amino acids. Gene Ontology annotation, biological process: inflammatory response. Gene Ontology annotation, molecular function: cytokine activity. Gene Ontology annotation, cellular component: extracellular region.